Messenger RNA from Limanda limanda (common dab), 3964 nucleotides. It is a transcript of the gene lrig3, whose product is annotated as leucine-rich repeats and immunoglobulin-like domains 3. The transcript is spliced from 19 exons. Lineage: Eukaryota; Metazoa; Chordata; Actinopteri; Pleuronectiformes; Pleuronectidae. Gene Ontology annotation, molecular function: protein binding. The record is from RefSeq and is a predicted model, not a curated record. The coding region runs from base 242 to 3559 and encodes 1105 amino acids.
CCAAGUUGCGCGGAGCUCGGCCACAAAAAUAAAAGUUCCUACCCCGGGAAUGGGCAGGUUCCACAGGAGCGCUUCCCUCUCACACCUCCAGCCCGCGAUCCGGACCAGGGAGCGGAUGUAAGGACCAGCACUUGGAUCUGUUCUUUUCUUUCUUUUUGGAGUGAUUUCUCACUUUGGAUAAGUUGCGCUGCAGCUGAAGAUCGACCCCCAGGACAGGGCUGUUGGUGCGGCCACCACAGAGAUGUGUUCCUCCGCGGGGCUCACCGUGGGCUUGCUCCUGCUGCUGGCUCUGCACCGUGGAUCCGCCGCGGACGCACGGACGUGUCCGCCUCCCUGCGCCUGCUUCGGGGAGCUGGUGGACUGCAGUCGCCUGAGAAGGGGCCAGGUUCCGCACACGAUCCCGGAAUGGACGGUUCAGCUGGACCUGAGCCAUAACAAAUUGCAGGUGCUCGACAGCAAUUUGUUUUCCAGACUACAACAUCUAAGUGAAAUAAAGCUAAACCACAAUGAGCUUGAGGCAAUACCAGAUUUGGGCCCUUACGCUUCAAACAUCACAACGCUCAUUCUAGCAAACAACAGGAUCACCAGGAUCUCUGUGGAGCAGCUCCGGCCCUUCCUCGCUCUGGAAACGCUCGACCUCAGCUACAACAACAUUGUGGAUAUAAAGGCCAGCUCCUUCCCUGCUCUGCCCCUCAAGAACCUGUUCCUCAACAACAAUCGGAUCUCCUCGCUGGAGACGGGCUGUUUCACCAACCUGUCCAGCAGCCUGCAGGUUCUCCGGCUCAACCGCAAUCGCCUCUCCUCCAUCCCAGCCAAGAUCUUCCAGCUGCCCAACCUCCAGCAUCUAGACCUGAGCAGGAACCGGGUUCGCAGGGUGGAGGGCCUGACGUUCCACGGUCUGCACGCGCUCAGCUCCCUCAAGAUGCAGAGGAACGGCCUCAGUCGCCUGAUGGACGGAGCCUUCUGGGGCCUCAGCAACAUGGAAGUCCUGCAGCUGGACUACAACAACCUGACGGAGGUGAGCAAGGGCUGGCUGUACGGCCUGCUGACUCUGCAGCAGCUCCACCUCGGCCACAACGCCAUCAGCAGGAUCCGACCUGACGCCUGGGAGUUCUGCCAGAAACUCAGCGAGCUCAACCUCUCCUCCAACCAUCUGUCCAGGCUGGAGGAGUCCAGCUUCGUCGGCCUCAGCCUGCUGGACGAGCUCCACAUCGGAAACAACCGCGUGAGCUUCAUCGCAGACGGAGCUUUCCGAGGCCUCUCCAACCUGCAGGCGCUGGACCUUCAAAAUAAUGAAAUCUCCUGGACCAUCGAGGACAUGAAUGGGCCUUUCUCUGCUUUGGACAACCUGAAAAAACUGUUUCUGCAGGGGAACCAGAUCCGCUCGGUGACCAAGAAGUCUUUCUCAGGCCUGGACGCGCUGCAGCACCUAGAUUUGAGCAAUAACGCCAUCAUGUCCAUUCAAGCGAACGCCUUCUCGCAGAUGAAGAACCUGCAGGAGCUGCGUCUGAACACCUCCAGCCUGCUGUGCGACUGCCAGCUGAAGUGGCUUCCCAUCUGGGUGGCAGAGCAAACCUUCCUGCCCUGCGUCAACGCCAGCUGCGCCCACCCGCAAAUGCUGAAAGGCAGGAGCGUGUUUGCCGUCAGCCAGGACGAGUUUGUGUGUGAUGAUUUCCCAAAACCUCAGAUCACCGUUCAGCCCGAGACCCAGUCCGCCCUCAAGGAAACCAACGUGACGUUCAUCUGCUCGGCGGCCAGCUCCAGCGACUCCCCCAUGACCUUCGCCUGGAAGAAAGACAAUGAGGUCCUAAACGACGCAGAGAUCCACAACCAGGCCCACCUGCGAGUGCAAGGAGGAUCAGGGGGUGAGACGGAAGUGACGGAGUAUACGACCACCCUGCAGCUCCGUACCGUGGAGUUCUCCAGCGAGGGAAAAUACCAGUGCAUCAUCUCCAACCACUUUGGAUCGUCGUACUCCACCAAGGCCCGGCUCACUGUCAACAUGUUGCCGUCCUUCACCAAGAUGCCCAUGGACUUGAGUAUUCGUGCCGGAGCGACAGCCAGACUGGAAUGUGCGGCUGUGGGUCACCCUUCCCCUCAGAUCGCCUGGCAGAAAGACGGAGGUACUGAUUUUCCUGCCGCCCGUGAACGCCGCAUGCACGUCAUGCCGGAGGACGACGUCUUUUUCAUAGUGGAUGUCAAGACAGAGGAUAUCGGCGUUUACAGCUGCACAGCCCAGAACACAGCGGGAGCCAUUUCUGCAAACGCUACACUUACUGUGCUAGAAACACCCUCCUUCCUGAGGCCGCUCAUGGAUCGCACUGUGGCCAAGGGCGAAACCGCCGUCCUCCAGUGCAUUGCCGGCGGCAGCCCUCCCCCGAGGUUGAACUGGACCAAAGACGACAGCCCCUUGGUGGUGACAGAGCGCCACUUUUUUGCCGCCGCCAACCAGCUCCUCAUCAUCGUGGACGCAGCAGAGGCUGACGUGGGGAAGUACACCUGCGAGAUGUCAAACGCGCUGGGCACAGAGAGGGGCAAUGUUCGACUGGCAGUCAUAUCCAACCCCAACUGCGACCCCGGCGUGCAGGGAGGCAUGGGGGUCGGCGCCGUGGGUGGGGCCGGAUCGGACGUCGAUGGCUGGACCACAGUGGGAAUCGUAAUCAUAGCGGUGGUGUGCUGCGUGGUGGGCACUUCGCUAGUUUGGGUGGUGAUCAUCUACCACACCCGACGACGGAACGAGGACUGCAGCGUCACCAACACAGAUGAGACCAACCUGCCUGCAGACAUCCCCAGUUACCUGUCCUCCCAGGGCACGCUGGCUGACCGACAGGACGGCUACAUCCCGUCAGAGAGCGGCAGCAGUCACCAGUACAUGCCGUCGUCCCUCAGUGGCUUCUACCUGCAGCAGAAAGACAUGAACGGUCUUUGUCAGCUGGAUACGGGAAGUGAAGCGGACUUGGAGGCGGCCAUCGAUCCUCUGCUCUGCCACUAUCAAGGACCAAUAGGCUCGUUGCUUCGCAGAGACAACAUGUACGCCACGGACCCGUCAGAGGGCUUCACAGGUUGUUCCAUCGACCAAAGGCCUGCAUGCAUUGACGCCUACAGCAGUAGCUUGCCCAGUUCUAAAAGGAGGGACUACUUCCUGUCUGAGCAUUUUGACGUCUGCUCCUCGACGGUCCUGAUGCAGCUCCCCAGUGCCGGCCUCCAUCACGGCCCCUCCCACCAGCCGAGCGACCGCCGACCAUCCACGGAGGAGGAAGACGUGAGCGACUACGGCCGACCUCACGAGUGCCUCUCGCCCUGCAACACCUUCAUGGGAACAUUUGGGAAAGCUCCCUGGAGGCCUCAGCAGGACCUGUACACGGGCUGCGACCCGCCAUCAGCGCCACAUGAUGCAAUGACGCCACAUGAGAACCCUUACACGGCACCUGACUUCGAUUCAGACCAAGAAGAGAGCAGCCUCAGCAGGGACUCGUCGUCAGAGCAGGGCAGCAGCGUGUACGAACAUCCGUUUGACUGCAGGACUGAUCCCUUGCCACAGCGCAGAACCAGCACUUAGCGGAGUGAUGCUCCAGCUGGAUCUCGUUUUUCAUGAAGAGGACGACCAAAAAAACUCAAUGAAAUUUCUACCUCACUGAACGGACACUUUUGCAAUAAGGACUCCUCAAAUGUGCAAAGAGUGAAUGUAACGGACGAUUUCCGGUUCCUACAGAAAAAGAACCAGGAACAUAUUAACAGCUGUUCUUUAAGGACACUGUUUAAUGACAUAGAUGAAUAUAUACAUUUUUUAUAUAAAGUUUAUUAUAUUUUGUAAAUUGUACAUAAACAGAUUACAUUAUUUUUGCUUACCUUUUGUGUACGAGUAUUUUGCGCCCUGCCUAUUCAGUUAUUCCAGCUUUGAAUGAAGCAAUGUGUUGCACAUGUGUAAACAAUAAAAACACCUUGAUGUGUGCUGCUACAUUCA